Molecule: messenger RNA, 2448 nt
Organism: Bradysia coprophila
Lineage: Eukaryota; Metazoa; Arthropoda; Insecta; Diptera; Sciaridae
Product: pancreatic triacylglycerol lipase-like
Biological process (GO): lipid catabolic process
Molecular function (GO): triacylglycerol lipase activity; serine hydrolase activity
Source: RefSeq, a predicted model, not a curated record
GCUGCUGAAAUCAGUCCUUGCAAGGUUAUGCAGAUGAACACACGCGAAUCACAGAGAAUUUGUAAUUUGUGCUUUUCAAACGAAACGCAACCGAUUCUGUUGAUGUUACGUUGAUUGGAAAUUGUCUUGGUUAUUAUAUAUUUUUCUCGAACGUUUCGAAUUCGUUUAUUAAGUGAACAUUGAAGUGUCACAGUAAAUUUUUCAAUUGAAUUUCAGUUUAUGAAAAACGUUUUUUUUUUUAAAUAAAUUUUCGAUUUGAGUGUUGAGUUUGAAUUAGUUUUUUUUUCGCCAACAAGCAAAUUAUACAAUUGAUUUAACAGUGACUUGAAUUCAGUAUAAUUAUACUAUAGACAAAAGCAGCGUGAAUAAAUCACCAGUCAAAACACAAUUGGAAAUUAUUAAAUGGUUUAUCUUAGUACAUAACAUUAUGAAGAACUAUGUAGUUGCUUCUUUGAUCACAUAUUUUCUUGGGGGCAUUGCCCCCAUCAAUGGUGGACCGCUAGACACAGCUCUUAGUUGGGCGAGAGCUGAUCGAAUUCCAAUUGAAGUGAAUCUGCCGUGGUUACCAUUUGAAAACGAAACUCGUUGCUUCGGCGAUGUUGGCUGCUUGAAUAUCACGAGAGAAUGGUAUCACCUAAUCCAUCGUCCAUUCAAUGUGUUCCCAUUGCCGCGAAGUGUCAUCAAUACGCGAUUCGUACUGUACACCGAAAAGAAUCCAACCGAAGGCCAACUGCUCUCAUCAGAUGACAAAAAUUCUAUUAAAAAUUCCAACUUUAAUCCAAAUUGGAUGACCAAAUUCAUCAUACAUGGCUUCAUAGAUACGCCACUAUCAAAUUGGGUAUCUGAUAUGCGAGAUGAACUGAUCAUUUUAGGUAGUUUAAAUGUAAUUGUAGUCGAUUGGGCAGGUGGGUCGUUGCCUUUAUACACACAAGCAACAGCCAACACAAGACUGGUAGGAUUAGAAAUUGCGCAUCUGAUAACGAAAUUACGAGACGAUCAUGGUUUGAAGCCGGAAGAUGUGCAUCUUAUUGGUCACAGUUUAGGCGCUCACACGGCUGGAUACGCUGGGGAACGAAUACCUGGUAUUGGCCGAAUAACAGGUCUUGAUCCUGCUGAACCGUAUUUUCAAGGAAUGGGAUCAUCUGUACGCCUCGAUCCAACUGAUGCUAAAUUUGUCGAUGUCAUACACACUGAUGGUCGUAGUUUCUUCUUGUUGGAAAUCCCCGGGUAUGGUAUGUCUCAGUCUUGUGGUCACAUCGAUUUCUAUCCGAAUAAUGGAAAAGAGCAACCGGGCUGUUCGAUAUCGCAAGAGGGUGGUACGCUGAUACCAUUAACACUCAUUAAAGAUGGUAUCGAGGAAGCGUCUAGGGUGCUCUUAGCAUGUAAUCAUGUCCGAGCAAUUAAAUUGUUUAUUGACAGUAUCAAUGGAAAGUGUCCUUAUGUUGCUCAUCGCUGUCCAUCGUAUCAACAUUUUAUGGCUGGCCGAUGUUUCAAAUGUAGUUCAGGAAACUGUGCAGUUAUGGGUUAUCAUGCCACAUUACCAACAGUUCCAUCAUCAAUUCACACAGUGUCAUCGAUAUCAUCCAAUUCGUCGGAGAACGAAAUAAUUCCGGAGACCAAUGAUAUUUCGCAACCACAGCCUGGCAAAUAUUUCUUAUCGACCGGUCGAGAUUUUCCAUUUUGCCAGCGACACUAUCGUUUCACGAUUGACUUGGCAAAGCCGAAAAUUGCUGAACCUUGGGUGCAGGGCUACUUAACAGCUGCCAUUUUUUCGGAUCGGGGUGCAUUAAGGAAUAUCGAUCUAACACCGAAAGGUACACGCUUGGAACAUGGUACAACCUAUCAGGUUGUUAUAACAAAUCCUCAUGACCUUGGCAAUCGAAUACGGAAAGUCGAAUUAAAUUGGGCACACGAAAUGAACGUACUUGAACCGAGAUCGUUAUGUCUCUUUUGGUGUAACGAUCAUCUAUACGUUAAAUCGCUAAUGGUCGACACCAUGCAGAUGCCGUCAAGAGAAAAGCGUAACUCUGAUUUCUCCAACAAACUUUGUUCGCCGAAACGAGAGUAUGCAGACAUUGCUAACAGAGGUUCUUCAGUGUUCUAUGACAAUUGCAAGAGAUGACCCUUUCAAUUAGCUUAACUUCAUCAGUGUUUCUUCUUGAAAUGACUUUUUUUUCUCUUUGAUUCGGAUUACGGUUUUCUUUCAAAUAAAAUUUCUUCAACUCUCUGGAAGACAUACAACAGUCAAUGUUGUAUACCCGUCCGAUUAUCGACUAUGAUUACAUUUCAUUUCUGGACUUCUGUUAAGUUUUUGAUUCUUUUUAACAUUAACCUUAAGUGCAUUUAUUUAUAGCAUUGUGAUAGACAAAGGAAAUCGAUUUGCUUUAAAUGUGAAUCUUCUAUGCGAGUCGUGAAGCCUAAAUAAAAUCUAAGUUUUUUUUUGUUUUA